UUUAUUUUGGAAAGUAGACCCGCAGACGAAAUAAGGAGUGCGCAUGUGUAAACUGCUUGACAACAUAACGCCAAAAAUCACUUUCACCUUUCCCAGUAGGAAAAUAUUCAUCGAUAGAAAUGUCUCACCACAACAGCAAGCGUCAAGAACAAACAAAGCUGAUAGAAAAACUAACAAAGAAGCACACUUGUAAUUUUAAGAAGCAUGAGAUUGAGAAAUUGAUUUACAUGUACCAAGAGCUGGUGAAAAAUUCUCCUCCAUCAUAUAAAAUUGACAGAUCCAAGUUCCGAGACUUACUCCAUCAACACUUUGAAAUGACUGAUGAUAUUCUGUUGGAUAGAGUUUUCAGAGCUUUUGAUCAAGACAGUGAUAAUUAUAUCAGCCAGGAAGAGUGGGUGACUGGAUUAUCUACCUUUAUUGAUCAGUCAGAACCUGAAUCUGUCAUAAAAUUUUGUUUUAUGGUGUAUGAUUUAAAUGGAGAUGGAUACAUAUCAAGAGAAGAAAUGUUCCAGCUUCUGAAAUACAGCUUAGUAAAGCAAACACAUGAUGAAGAUUCAGAUGAAAGUAUUAAAGAGUUAGUAGAAUUGAUUCUAAAGAAAUUGGAUCGUGACCAUGAUGGCAGAGUUUCAUUAACAGAUUUUACCACAUCAGUGAAAGAGGAACCAUUAUUGAUAGAGGCCUUUGGUACAUGUCUCCCUUCACAAAAAAUGAGGGACUGUUUCAGAACACUGAUUUGUGAAGGACAAGCAAAGAAACUGUGAUAUUGAUGGCUAUGUGACAAUCAUUGUUAUUUAAUUGUUAUUAUGAAAUAAAAUCUGCUAGCUAAUUAGUAGGUGCAAUACUCUGCACUGAUGAUUUUAAAUUCACUUGUAAAUGAAAAAUUGUAUUCUUUCUGCAUUUGACAGUAAAUUAACAACAAUUAGUGGCAGAUUUUGAUGGGUCAUUGUUUUUCCUAAACCCACAGAUGAAUUCAAAUGGUUUAAAUGAGUAAUAAGGUCAUUAAUAUACCCAAAUAGUGCAAAUGCUGUAUUUGAUACAAUUGGAAUCGUCAGUUGUAAACUAUUAUUGUAAUUUUUUAUUGACAAAUGAAAAAUAUUUAUAAAAUAUAUAUACUAUUAAAUUAAUUUGUAUUGCAAUAAUAUUUGCUAGUUUGGUGAUUUUUUUAAAUUAGCAGAAAAAAUAUUAUGCACAUAUUUUUUAAGUCAUCUUUCUUAUUGUCUUAUGUUUUAUAAAUGUUGUAGGUCCAUGCAAUGGUCUUAAUUUUUUUUUUAUUUAGAUCUGAAAUAUUCUAUUAAAGGAAUCGAAUUUUAAUGGUCUAAAACUGCCAAUUUUACUAUUUGGUAAAUAACUUUCUACUUUUGAAAAGUGCUUCAUAUUUCUUGAUACUGACCUUACUAAGCUCUCAUGUUUUUUUUGGCAAUAUGGUAUAUUUCCAUAUGCUUUUAUGUUUAUUUCAUAUUUCAAAGUUAUUUGUAUUAGUCCAACAGCUAUUUAUUUGUCUAUUGUAGCCCAAGUGUAAAUAUAUUGUAGCUUGGUUGCAGAGUUAUCUCCCAUCUGUAGUACAUUUUGCAAUAUAGCGCCUAAAAAUAAUAUGUUUGGAAUAAUGCUAGAGAUUUCACUUCACAUAACAUUAAUUUUGACUAUUAAAAUUCAGAAGAUUAGAAAACAAUACAUCCAAACAAAACAUAAGAUAUUACUGAUCUACUGUUUUUGUGUUCUUAAUUUUUCAUGUAACAAUUUAUUUAUUUACAGUAUCUAUGACAAAAUGAUUUAUUACUCUAGAAGACAUCUUACUUGAUUAAUAACAAUUAACAGUUGCAUAUAUUUAUGAUAUUUGGAGAUGUUAAAUGACAUUGAAUGCUUUAAUGUUAAUCUGCAAUUUUAGAUGUUAUACAUUCCAUACAAUAAUAUUAUCCAUACAUGUAACUUUAUAUUUUCUGUAAAUAGUCACUUUAUAUGUGUUCUGCACAACUUUAGGUUGUACAAUAUUAUUUGAUAUUUUACACAGUUCUAUAUUUUACUCUUAGAUUUCUGCCUAUCUUUAUUAAAUUUAUUGAUAAAGUUUAUAA
Molecule: messenger RNA, 2069 nt
Organism: Mytilus trossulus (common blue mussel)
Lineage: Eukaryota; Metazoa; Mollusca; Bivalvia; Mytilida; Mytilidae
Product: calaxin-like
Exons: 7
Coding region: 120-761 (213 amino acids)
Molecular function (GO): calcium ion binding
Source: RefSeq, a predicted model, not a curated record